AUGGCCGAGUAUCCUGACUUGGACGAGGUAUUUCGUUUGCAAUGGCUUUCCCAAGGUACUUCACAGGGUCAUUCACAACUCCCUGGCACCGUCACCACCUACGCAGAGGCCACGACCCCCACACCCGUUCCUGAUGUCGUCCCUCGCAGUCGAGCCCACGAAACCGCCCAGGCAUCGAGUCAAUGCCCCCCUGCCCAUCGAGAGAACUUGUCGUUUUUGGAAGAGGAGGAUUGGGAUCCAGACAAGCCAUAUAAUGGAGAUCGUUUCCACUAUUUGAUUGAGUGGAAGGUGAGACUGAACGGUAAGGCCGUUGCUAACCAGUCUGAACCCAACGUUGUCGUUUCUCUCGACUGCUACUGGCGGUUGGUUUUGCAAGACCGGCUGGAGCAAGUAGUGCGGCGGAGGUUUGCGAAGAACCGACGACUGCGGCACGAGCAUACCGCGGUGGUCGUCUCAGUCACGGAGCGUUCGCAGCGAGACCUCUCCAAAGAAUACGAGGGAACCGAGAUCGAUUGGGCCGUUGCGAACAACCAGCUGCUUGAUUGGAGUCCACAUUUCCAGAAGGGCAAGAAACUCCGGGUCAACCUCUCGUUCAAUUUUGUGGAACAGAAUGCGCAGUCGGCAAGCCGGUCUGCCAGAAGAGGCGACAAGAGAGGACGGAAAUCAGCCAGUAGUGGCAUGCUGGCGGACCGGGAUCGAGAGAUAGCCGCAGAACAAGACGCAACGGGAGAGCCGCCCGUUUGGCCCGAUCUAUAUGCAUUCAUGCGCUGUCCAACGUUCUGUGAAGCGGGUCCGCACUGCUGGAUUGAUUCGGAAGGGAACCAUCACAGAAUGAAGGCCGAAUAUUUCAAACGACUCGAAGAGCACGUGGCCCGGCACGGAAUGCUGUCAACGCACAGUGACAUGCCCUUGGACCUUCAACGACAAUUAGUUGCGGAUCGGCAAAGACAGGGCCGAAGGGGAAAGAAGCAGAUUUCGAACUCUGACCCCCCUCUGCCUCCUAUCACUAUCACUAACGUACUGCCUGGACAGCCUCCGCAAGCGUCCCAGGCAGCAAGGGCCCAAGACCAGUCCACUCCCAGGUAUCAUUCAGACGCCACGAGACUCCAGCAGGUGGAAUUUUGGGGUUUUCGUGAUGAUGCGCUACGACGGUACGCGGAGUGGCAGCAAUCGAGAGUCCGGGAUCCAUCGGUCAAAGCGGAUAUUGGAAGAGCAUAUGAUGUGGCAAUGAAAAAAAGGAUCUUCCUGGAAAUGAUGUGCGAACACCAGACCUAUCGUAUAUUUGUAGACGAGGGUGUGCCCGUGGUGGUCGCUUGGUAUUUCACCUGGCCCAAGGACAUUGAAACCUUCGGUCAUUACGACAAGCGCGUUAGACUGGACACGAGUGAGGAUGGACGUCAGGGAUGA
Cladophialophora immunda is the source of this 1407-nucleotide messenger RNA. RefSeq lists its product as uncharacterized. The record is from RefSeq and is a predicted model, not a curated record. The coding region runs from base 1 to 1407 and encodes 468 amino acids. The transcript has a single exon. NCBI's taxonomy places the organism in Eukaryota, Fungi, Ascomycota, Eurotiomycetes, Chaetothyriales, Herpotrichiellaceae.